UUUAAUUGUGCAGCUUGGAAGUUGCACCUUUCACCAUUUCGCCUAGUUGCAGAGGGUGGCCGGAGAUCCCACGGCACCUUUCAUGAUCUUCAAAGAAGAAACAUGCAGUCCAACACAGAAGCAGUUUGCAGAUGCAUGAAAGAGAGGCUUAAAGAUGUAGUAGUGGCUACAACCCAAAAUGACCGACAUUGUAUAUUCAAAGUUCACGACCAAUUACGCAACGUAAAUGAAAAGUGUUACCUACCAGAGAUUAUGUCCAUUGGACCUUAUCAUCAUGGCCAGCAAAGCCUCCAAUGGAUAGAGCCACACAAAUUGCGUUCCAUGAACUCACUUCUUCAAUGGAAGAGAGUCUCCUUAGAAAAACUCGUAAACGCCGUAAUGGAGCACGAGAGCCACCUGCGGGAGUACUAUGCAGAAACCAUAAACCUCGACCAAGUAAAGUUCACCGAGAUGGUUGUCCUAGAUGGUUGCUUUGUAAUAGAAUUGGUCCGCAAAUUCAAUAUGGCCGAGCUGAGAGACAAAGAUGACCCAAUUUUCAAGAUGGAUUGGGUAUUGAGUAGCUUGCAACGUGACUUAAUUCUGUUCGAGAAUCAGCUCCCUUUUUCGAUUUUGUGCAAGUUGUUUGACUUGAUUGAGGCCCCCAACCAACACGACAGGCUAAUUUACCUCCUCUGUGGCUUUGUAAGUGAUUUAUUCCCGGGUUUUGGAUAUGGCCAUGGCCAGAAAACAAAUCAAAUAAUAUCAGGUGAUGAAAACGUUAAGCAUUUACUUGAAUUGAUCCACAAAUGGUGGAUGCCAAUCAUGCCACCACGGCCCGAGCCGGGUAGAGAACAAAGACAAAGACAAAGGUCGUUCUGUUCUGCUUCACAGCUAACAGAGAACGGAGUGAAGCUCCGAAGAAGCGAAAUGCCAAAACAAAUCAGCCAAUUCAACAUAGAAUUCAAACGUGGGGUUUUGUGGAUUCCAACGUUAACAAUCGAGGACAGGACGGAGUGUGUGUUGAGGAAUCUCAUGGCGUACGAGCAGUACUCCAAGGAUCUUCCCCAGUACUUUGUCACAAACUACGUCAAGUUCUUUAGUGGCCUCAUUGAUUCCCCCAGAGACGUGGAGAUUCUCCGGCGUUAUGGUGUCAUAGACAAUUGGCUGGGAGGCAGUGAAGAGGUGUACAACAUGUUUAGAAUGAUAAACAAGUCGACCACAUAUCCUAAGACGUGGUCCUGUUACGAUGUCCUGUGUGAAAGAGUGAAUGCCCACUGCAAUACAAGUCUCAAAGGACGGAUUGCCCGAUUGCGACGAAAUUGUGUUUUUACUACCCUCGUCACGGAAAGUGUUAUAUCCAUUUGACCGCUUUUUUUUUUUUUUUUAAAAAUAAAAUGUAAUAUUUAUUAAAUAUUAAAAUUUUUCCUUUAACACUGACAUUUGUGGUUUAUCUCCCUAUUUUAGAGUUCAAGUCCUUCACAUAACCA
Molecule: messenger RNA, 1466 nt
Organism: Ipomoea triloba (trilobed morning glory)
Lineage: Eukaryota; Viridiplantae; Streptophyta; Magnoliopsida; Solanales; Convolvulaceae
Product: UPF0481 protein At3g47200-like
Exons: 2
Coding region: 103-1344 (413 amino acids)
Source: RefSeq, a predicted model, not a curated record